Molecule: messenger RNA, 1488 nt
Organism: Cimex lectularius (bed bug)
Lineage: Eukaryota; Metazoa; Arthropoda; Insecta; Hemiptera; Cimicidae
Product: protein dimmed-like
Exons: 5
Coding region: 158-589 (143 amino acids)
Molecular function (GO): protein dimerization activity
Source: RefSeq, a predicted model, not a curated record
CUCAGCCGACUCGCACACACCGAUCUUAAGACCCAACAGAGCGGAGAACGGAGCCGGAAGAAAGAACUUACUGCGAAAAGCGCGGCAUUAAGGCAAACAGGUGCCGGCGUCCUUGUCGAGUGAAUUCUGGAAGCUCGCCGAAACGGCUGCCGAGGUGAUGAGGUCCGAGACGAACGAGUGGAUCGGUGAGAGGUCGUCGCGCGCUGCGAGGAAGACGAUACAGGACCCGUCUUUCGCCGAGCUGACCGACUCUUCCUCAGUCAGCGAGGAGUCCUGGAACGGGAGGUCCAGAAAAGGCGGAGGCCGUAAAAGAAAACCAGCCCUCAACGCCAGAGAGAGGAAUCUGAGAAGGCUGGAGUCGAACGAAAGGGAACGGAUGCGAAUGCACAGCCUAAACGAUGCUUUCCAGUCACUCCGCGAGGUCAUCCCUCACGUGAAGAAAGAACGGCGGCUCAGCAAAAUCGAGACGCUCACAUUAGCGAAAAACUACAUCAUGGCGUUGACGAACGUCAUCUGCGACAUGAGGGGCGAAUCCUGCCCUUACGGUCAAGAACAGCAGCCGUCCCUCGACGAAAUCAAGACCGACUAAUUCCAAAAUAAAUUUAACAAGUCAGGAAAUCUGCCCCAAGCCAAAAAAGAACAACAACGAACCAGGAGACAUAGUUAUCCGAAAAGCUACAGGGUUGCGGAUAAAGGGUAUUGCAAAAAAAAACAUAAAUCCGCAUUUAAAUUUGAUUAUUGCCACACCACAUUUUCAAGAUUCUUCUUUCAUAUUUCUUUCUUAUGAAUCAUGUAAAUUAACUGUGUAUGAAUUUAAAACUUUCAUUAGACUUCAAAUAUUUUUCUAACUGAAAGUCAUUAGGAUUCUUUCGGACUGUGUAAAGUCUUAGAACAUUUUGUAAAUUAUUAAAUGAUUUUUUCCUUUGUUCAAAUGUUUUCCUAUCUGCUGGAGGCUUUCUUCCCUUUCUUGCUGAAAGACAUAGGUCAGAUGACAGACUAGUUCAAAAUUUCUCCAGUUUGAAAGUUCUUGUUGAAUUACAAAAUUUUUGAAAUUUGGUGUGGUAGCUUAAAAUUGUACUGGUCUCGCUGAAAUGUAUUAUUUCUUCUUUUGUCCGACUGUUUUCCGGGUAUGAUGAAUUCACUGUUUCUUCCAUUGUUUCUAUAUAAUAGGCACGUUCAUUCAAAAUUUCUCGAUUCUCCAGCCAGGCGUAUUUUCUCUUUUCUUUGUUCGAAAAGUGCUAUUAAUAGUGAUAAAAGGUCAAAUUUAUUUAUUCCAAUUUUAAUAGGUUUUGAAUUGAAUUUCAGAAAAACUACUUGAUUUUUGUUAUUCACGUUUGAUGUUCUUUCGAGAAUUAUUUUGUUAAAAAAUAUAUUUAUUUUACGAUUUGUUUUCGAUUUUUAUUCACGGGCUUCCUUCUAAAUUGGCUAGAUAUUUUUCUACUUAAUAGUUGUAUAUAUAUUUUUUUUUUCAACAAAAUAUUUGUUAUU